GGUCUAAUCCUUCUUAGCCCACUAAACACCCCGCCUCUCGUCCUUCACAAGCUACACGUACUCUCUUCGUCAAAGCUCCCCCACUCCUCUUCGAACAAAAGAACACACACAACACCAAAGGCUUUACACCGACAUACAUAAUCAUGCAUCAGCAGGCAAUGUGGAAGCCAGCAUGGUUAGAGGCCCUCAGCACAGAGAAGUUCUUUGUGGCAUGCUCCUUCCAUGAGCACGCCAAGAAGAACGAGAAGAACAUAUGCUGCCUUGACUGCUGCACCAGCAUCUGCCCACACUGUGUGGCGACACACCGUGUACACCGGCUCCUGCAGGUGCGGCGAUAUGUCUACCAUGAUGUCGUUCGGCUGGAGGACCUUGAGAAGCUUAUUGACUGUUCCGGUGUUCAGUCAUACACGAUUAACAGCUCUAAGGUCGUUUUCCUGAAGAAGAGACCACAGAAUAGGCAAUUUAAGGGGUCAGGGAAUAUUUGCACCUCCUGCGACAGGAGCCUUCAAGAACCCUACUUCUACUGUUCUCUGGAUUGCAAGGUUGAGUACAUAUUACGGAAGAAGAAAGACUUGUCAGCAUACUUGCGUCCAUGCAAGAUCUUGCAGCUUGGUCCUGACUUCUUCAUUCCUCAUGACGCUGAUGAUGAGACGACCCAAUCAACACUUGUUGAUGCUGAUGAGCCUAUGGGAUCAUCAGACUCCGAUAAUUUGAGCGCACCAUACACAAAUUUUGUCCGGAAGAAGCGCAGCGGACCCUAUAUCUGUGCACGAUCUGCAAACCGGGUCUCUGACGAUGACAUGGCCACAAACAUGAGCAGAAGGAAAGGGGUGCCUCAACGAUCACCUUUGUGCUAAUAAAAAUAAAACACUAAAUAGUCUUCUUUUUUUACUUCUUUGAUGCUCUUUAUCUCUUGGACUAAGCUGGUGCACUACUGACAGAAUUUUGUCUUGAUGGAACCAUGUAAUUUCAAUGUACAUCACCAGAGGCAAUUGUACCCAAAUUCUUCAGGUAGAUGCACCAGUUCAUAUAUAUGUAUGCCUUAACAUGGUUCAUAUUAUUCCCUUA
Messenger RNA from Hordeum vulgare subsp. vulgare (domesticated barley), 1068 nucleotides. RefSeq names its product protein RGF1 INDUCIBLE TRANSCRIPTION FACTOR 1. Bases 144 to 857 code for a protein of 237 amino acids. The record is from RefSeq and is a predicted model, not a curated record. Lineage: Eukaryota; Viridiplantae; Streptophyta; Magnoliopsida; Poales; Poaceae. The transcript has 4 exons.